GAUUUUGAGCUGUUGGUUUUGGAUACCAGCAAGGAAGAGAAAAUGUAGCGAAGGCUUUUUCGAAUCACUCAUGGCUGCUGAAAAAACAGAUUCAAAGACGAGAGGGUCGGAUGCAGUGAAGUUAGUGGUACGGAACUUUCAAUGUCUCGUGAAUGAGGCAGAAGACUCGACUGCUGACUGGAAACAUUUGCCUCAUUGUUUCGAUCACUGGAAUGAGCGGAUCGAAACCCAUUAUUGUCUUCAAAAUGUUGAUUGCAUGGGCCAAUCUCAGGGGCAGAAGAGUUUACAUGGGAUUCAAAACUACCCAAGAUGCGAUGGAAUUCCAUCGAGAGUUCGAUGGUAGCUUUGUGGGAAGACAAUCAGCUGAUGAUCGAAUUAGCUCCAUACCCUAAGCUGCCGAGAGCCCAGAGAUUGAAACAGGACACCAAACAGUCGACUAUAGAGCAAGACACUGAAUAUUUGGCGUUUGCGGAGACAUACGAAGCAGAUAAUCUGGCAAAAGUGAAAGAUGUUGGAGCCAAGUCUCACCAGGAAAAGUUGUUGUUGGAUUUAGAAAAUCGAGCGAAGGAGAAGAAAGAGGCGGAGGCUAUUCUGACACCGCUGAUUCAGUCAAUCGUGGAUAGCCGCAGUAAGAAGGAUGAGCAGCUUAAGUUGGGGGCAGAUGAGACUUCGACGAAUAAGAAGAGAAGAGAUGUGGAUGUGGUGAUAGCUGGGCGGAAGAAGCGAGACGAGGAGAGGAGGAGAGUCUUGGAGCAGAAAGAGAAAGCCCUCAAGGAGAGACAGCAGAGAGAAAAAGAGAAACAAGAAAAGCAGAAAAUGAAAAAAGAAGCCGACGAAAAACGAGCGACUCGUGAAAUCAACAAAAACAAGGAAAACUACCCCAGAAACAAAAAUAGCGGAGACAAUUUAACGGGAACAAAGCCGACGGAUGAGAAAGCCGAAACGACUGAUGAGAAGAAAUUAGAGUUGCAGGAUAUAGAGAGCAAUGGAGAUGCGCAGAAUGAUAGUGCGAAAGAUUCGGCAAGGAGCACAGAUUCGGCUAAAUCUUCAACUUUUUCGGCGAAUUCGGCUAAUAAACCGACAAGGCUUAAGGACUUGCCGUCUUUGCAGAUAUACCGACCAGGCGCGAAGGCCAAACAUAACGACCAGGAAUCACCUCCAGAGGAUCGCAGCUCUGCCAACUCGUUUCUAGACCGAGAUCACGACUCAUCUUCAGCUAACGAGCAAAGUGGAGUUGGAACACGAGGCGGAGGUGGGGGGUCGGACAGAUCGGGAGGAAGUGGGGGUGGGGGAGGGGGUAGACGAGAGCGGAAUGGUGGAAGGGCGAAGGGGUUUAGAGAGAUCAAACCGUCGAAUAGGGGAGGAGGCAACAGCAGCAGCGGCACCAGCUCGGCAAGCUCAAGUUACCCGUCUUCGCGCGGCGGAGAACGCAGAAAAGAACCACCCAAAAAAGAGCAGCAACCCCCAAAUGCAAUCAGAUACUAUACUUCGAAACUGGCCGAAGCGAAGAAAGAAAAAGACAAAGACGAUCCGACCUCAUCGAAAGCAACGAGGGACGAUUUCUUUGAAAAAGAAGGCAACGAAGCUGAAAACUCGAGAACCGAAAAUGUGAGGUCAGAAGUUUUCAAUGAUAACAGUGGUCGAAAUUCCGCAAGGAAUCCGAACAUAAAAGAUCCGAGUUCGAGGAACUCAAAGGCACAAAGAGCAAAUCCAGAAAGAGGGAAUCGUAGAAAUGAUGACUAUGAUUGGAACCAAGGGUACGAUGAUGGAUAUUCCGGAGGGGGCUUCUAUGAUCGAGGAACUGCAGGGUUCCAUGGGAGCUCCUGGAACUCAAGGAACCGAGGUCCUCCGAGUUCCAGUAGCAAAGGUUAUGACCAGUAUAACAGUUAUUCUAGAAGCGGAAUGGAAUAUAGUGGAGAGCGUUAUGGGAACGAAAGAUCGGCGGUUGCGAUUCGACAACAAUCGGCUAGGAUUUCGGGUGGUGGUAAUUUGGAUCGAAGAAACCCAAAGCAAGGAUUCUCUACUGGAAAUGAAGGAACCAAAGCGACUAAAAGCGACGAGCCCUCAAAACCACCGCGAUUCAGCGAUAGAAGACGUGCAACCGCGGCGUCAAAUAACAUUUCAGACCAAAGUGAAAGGCCGUAGCAAUUGCGAAAAGUCGCAGUUGUUUUGGAGUCAAGUCAUCGAGAAAAAGAUGUCUUUGAUUAAACUGAUGGCACUUAAGAAGUGUUCACGCCAAGUGAAGCUGAUUGGAUGAAAAGUUUUGAGAACGCUCGCUUGGAUGACACAAACUACAUGGACAUCGAAAAACAAAGCAGAAGAUGUUAAUAAUCGCAAAUUGAAGAGAACAAUAAAGACAUCGGAACAUUCUGCGAUAGCAUCGAAUCAUUUGAAAAACAUUUUCGUUAUGGCUAGUAAAACAUCAAGUUGGCUUUGAAACAAUUAACAAUCGAUCAGCGACUAAAGAAUCCGCAAAACCUAUGCGAUGAUUUGACAACGAAAACUAAAAAAACUCUUCAAAUCGAUUUUGUUUAGCAUAAAACUCAUUCUUAUAACCAUGAGUAAGAUACAUCUUAAUUUGCCGUUUAAUUUUUAUUUUGUUAAAGUGAUUUAUAGUCUCAUCA
This is a messenger RNA of Symsagittifera roscoffensis, 2624 nucleotides long. Its product is annotated as pre-mRNA-splicing factor CWC22 homolog. The record is from RefSeq and is a predicted model, not a curated record. The transcript has 8 exons. Lineage: Eukaryota; Metazoa; Xenacoelomorpha; Acoela; Convolutidae. The coding region runs from base 310 to 2145 and encodes 611 amino acids.